UGGUCGUGAUUCGAUGAUUUGAUGAGGUAGGGUUUGGAAGUCGUGUGAGUAGGGUUGUCGGGGCAGCCUCUGGAGGUGCGGGGAGGAGGUUUGUGCGGUCGGAGAAGAGUAGGGUUUGGUGGUUGACGAGGGGGAAAGAAUGGGGGCGGGGACGAGGGCGGCAUCGGUCGGGCAGGAGCUGUUUCUGUAUGCCGUCAGUGCGGCCAUGAGUUGCUUGGUGUUGUUUGUUGGGCUGCGUCAUCUUGACCCGAACCGAGCUCAAAUUAAGAAGGCUCAAGAGCAGAAGAAGGAGAUUGCGAAGCGGCUAGGCAGACCUCUUAUUCAGACCAACAGCUAUGAGGAUAUGAUAGCUUGUGACGUCAUCAACCCAGAGGACAUCGAUGUCACUUUUAAUUCUAUUGGAGGGCUUGAGUAUGUUAAGCAAUCUCUUCAUGAACUAGUGAUAUUGCCUUUGCAGCGGCCCGACCUGUUUGCACAUGGAAAGCUUCUACGUCCACAAAAGGGUGUACUUUUGUUUGGUCCACCUGGUACAGGAAAAACUCUUCUGGCGAAGGCUAUUGCCAAGGAGUCACGUGCUGUUUUCAUCAAUGUCCGCAUAUCAAAUUUGAUGAGCAAGUGGUUUGGCGAUGCUCAGAAGCUAGUUACGGCAGUUUUUACACUCGCCUACAAACUUCAGCCAUCGAUUAUUUUCAUUGAUGAGGUGGACAGCUUUUUGGGACAGCGUCGCGUUACUGAGCACGAGGCUCUUACGAACAUGAAGACGGAGUUUAUGGCUCUUUGGGACGGAUUCACUACAGAUCAAAACGCGCGAGUGAUGGUUUUGGCUGCGACAAAUAGGCCUUGGGAGCUUGAUGAAGCAAUUUUAAGAAGACUCCCUAGAGCAUUCGAAGUCGGUAUGCCUGACAAGACACAGCGUGCUAGCAUAUUGGAGGUUAUUCUUAAGGAUGAACUAUGUGAAAGCUGUGUGGAUAUUGAACAAAUUGCGAGCCUCACCGACGGCUACAGCGGGUCAGACUUGACUGAGUUGUGCAAACAGGCAGCUUAUUUGCCCAUUCGUGAUUUGUUGGAUGAGGAAGGGUCCCAUGCUGAUUUCCAUUCCGAAGAUAAGGGUCCCAGGCCUCUUCGGCAAACUGAUUUUCUGAGCGUUCUGUCCAAUGCGCGAACGUCAAAAACUGCUGCUUACGAGUAUCAACACAAUCGUAGAAGUGCUGUGGGUGGAUCACCGAUGAGGUCCUCAGGUGGAUCCUCUGAUGAGCGGGAGGAUACUUCGGUUACCGACCUGUUCAAGCUUUUGGCUGCAUUUGGUGCUGCCAGUAGUGCUGCUAACAAUCGGUAAGUCUUGUGGAUGGAGAUCUGAUGAGGUCUUUGGAUGACCCUAAGCAGAUGAAGCAUUACAUUUUUGAUCUGUCCUUAGGAUGCAAACCACAAAUUGAGAUUCUGAAAGGUGUAAUUUUGGAUGGAGCAUAUUGUACCCUAAGCAGUGGUUCAUUGGAUUGAGAAGCACAUAUGCACGGCAAUCCUCUGUAUUAAGUUCAUGACUUGUAUACAGGUCAAAGGAUUUUAGAGUGUCCUUGUAUUAGGGACACGUGGUCCGUUAAUAGCCAUCUAGAUAUUUUGUGCAUUCAUAAGAUGUAGUUCGAAACUAGUAUUUAGAGAAAAUAGGAGGUCAAAACCACACAAAGGUCGGGCUAGCCUUUAACCUACUAUGAUCACUUCGGGCAAUUUCAAUCGGGUUGCAUCUAGUUUUCAGAUUAGGGUCUUUGUAGAACCUGCCUCCAUCUAUAAUGAUUUUUCUGCAGAGUCUUAUUUGAUAGCUAGUAUUUAGGAUUUCCUCUGAAGAUGCAAUGCAGAAUGCCUUGAAGAGAAUCAUUUGUAGUGCUUCAUCUGAAUUCGGAUAUUUCACCCCGAUUCAGAAAUGCUCAUUACUCCUGGCCAUCUUUAGGCUGCCCUUUUUUACUCAAGCUUUUACGAACUAAAGACGAAAGCACCAUCUUUGCUGUGCUGCUCCUCUCUUUGAGAUCUCAAAAGAUAUGCAAAUGAUAACAUUACAAAAGUUUGCUCCAGCUGAAACCAGUAUGAGCGUCUUUCUCAAAUUUGUGAGGCAACCGCCUCAAAUUAUUGGUAAAUGGAAAGAGCUUUCUAACUUUCGUUUUGUUGAAGGUUUCCGCUCUAUUUCCAGGCUCGUGGUAUAAGGUGGACACACUUUUUCUAAUAAACAUUUCUCUAACGAUUCUAAUCAA
Physcomitrium patens is the source of this 2240-nucleotide messenger RNA. RefSeq lists its product as uncharacterized. The record is from RefSeq and is a predicted model, not a curated record. Gene Ontology annotation, molecular function: ATP hydrolysis activity; ATP binding. Gene Ontology annotation, cellular component: mitochondrial outer membrane. NCBI's taxonomy places the organism in Eukaryota, Viridiplantae, Streptophyta, Bryopsida, Funariales, Funariaceae.